Molecule: messenger RNA, 1052 nt
Organism: Populus nigra (black poplar)
Lineage: Eukaryota; Viridiplantae; Streptophyta; Magnoliopsida; Malpighiales; Salicaceae
Product: F-box/LRR-repeat protein At3g03360-like
Exons: 2
Coding region: 69-764 (231 amino acids)
Molecular function (GO): protein binding
Source: RefSeq, a predicted model, not a curated record
UUUUGCUUUAGAGUAGGCUUAUCAUUAUUAUUAUUAUUAUUAUUAUUAUUAUUAUUAUUUGACUAUCAAUGGAGCAUCAGGGCAAACUAAUGAAACCCCGGUUCCAGGUCGAAGCCAGCAAGGAGGAUCGGAUAAGCCAGCUCCCCGAUCGCAUUCUAUCCAUCAUUUUAUCAAAAUUACCCAUGAAAGAUUUGGUUAAGACCAGUGCUCUAUCCAACAGAUGGAAGCACCUCUGGGCGCUGAGGACCAACCUAAAUUUUGAUGUUGACGGCAUCUUUGGAACCAAUCAUGAAAGGCCCGAUUGCAGUUCAAAACAUAGCAAACAUUAUAAGGAAUUUAAGCUUGAAUUCGCAAGGUGUGUCGAUGGAUUCUUGCAGAAUUUCCAAGGCACAAAAAUAAUUUCUUUCAAGCUGCAUUUCUUGAAACAUCUUGGAGACACUUCUAACAUUAAUCGAUGGAUUAGUUCUGUGAUUGGACUGGGAAUUGAAGAGCUUGAACUUUUCUUAUCAGGCAUGACAUUAUUUUCCUAUUAUCAUCAUGGUCUAUUAGGUGAUGAAUAUUAUAGAUUUCCCGAUUGGCUUCUUCCCCAUCCUAGUGAUUCAAGAUUAAAGCACUUGCAUCUACGAACUUGUGUUUUAAAACCUCCUGCUGAUUUUAUCGGAUUCAACAAACUAAUAACCUUACAACUGCACGACGUAUUUUUGGGAGAAGAAUUUCUUGCAUCCCUCUUCUCCAACUGUUUGCUUCUUCAAGGUCAAUGUUGAUACGCUGUAAACAUAUGUCCCUUUUAAAAGUUUUCAGUACUUCACUCCAAAAUCUAGUGUUGCUUGAUUGCUCCAACCCAUCACCAGUUAAGGUAAUAGCCGUAAAUCUCACGGAUUUUGAGUAUAGUGGAGACAUCAUGAAGAUCACUGUAUUUGUUGCUCCUUGUCUGGUAAAGAUCUACUUUAAUUUCAAUUCAAUUCAUGUGAUAGACAUGCCGAAUGCAUUAUCCCACUGUGCAACAUUUCCAACUUUACAGACUCUAAUCCUGCAUCUGGACCCUUGGAAGG